Messenger RNA from Polistes canadensis, 1333 nucleotides. RefSeq names its product enoyl-CoA delta isomerase 1, mitochondrial-like. Gene Ontology annotation, biological process: fatty acid beta-oxidation. The coding region runs from base 153 to 989 and encodes 278 amino acids. Gene Ontology annotation, cellular component: mitochondrion. NCBI's taxonomy places the organism in Eukaryota, Metazoa, Arthropoda, Insecta, Hymenoptera, Vespidae. Gene Ontology annotation, molecular function: enoyl-CoA hydratase activity. The record is from RefSeq and is a predicted model, not a curated record. The transcript is spliced from 6 exons.
UUUAAAAAUAAGUAUUACGUAUGAACAACAUUACCAUUUUUUUGAUAUAUCUAAAUUAUGUAUAUCCAAAGUACAAGAAGCAUCAUCAUAGUUUAUCAGUACAGACCAUCACAAUGGAUCAGUAGAGCAGCCAUUCAUUGACUGUUAACAGGAUGUUAGCUCUUAGAAGAUUUUUGAUCAAUAAACAAUUUGCCCGAAAUUAUGCAUCUGGAAAGAAAUUAUUAGAAAUCACAGAAGAUGAAAAGACAGGAGUUCAAAUAAUAUCAAUGGCUAAACCACCGGUUAAUACUUUAAAUCUGGAGUUAUUAGAAGAAUUAAAAACAGCUUUAGUAGCAGCCCAAAAAAGCAAUUAUAAAGGCAUUGUUUUGAGUUCAUCAUUACCAACUAUUUUUUCUGGGGGUUUAGAUAUUAUGGAAAUCUAUAAACCAGAUAUUGAGAGAUUCACUACUUUUUGGCGUACUUUACAAGACACAUGGAUGGUUUUAUACGGUUUAGAAAUGCCAACAGCUGCUGCAGUUAACGGUGCUAGCCCUGCUGGUGGAUGUUUAUUAGCCAUUUCUUGUGAAUAUAGAGCCUUUGUUGAUGGGAAACAUACUAUAGGGUUGAAUGAAGCACAAUUAGGUAUUAUACCUCCACAAUGGUUUAUAGAUCCAUAUGUUGCUAUCCUUGGUGAAAAGCGUGCUGAAAUAGCUUUGAUGAAGGGCACACUUUUUCAUCCCAAUGAAGCUUUAAAUAUUGGACUUGUAGAUGAAUUGGUUAGUGAUAAAGCAGAAGCUAUUCAAAAAUGUCUAAAGUAUAUAUCUUCUUAUGAUAACAUAACUAAAUUUGCUAGAAAUAAAAUAAAAUUAAAACUUCGUGAAAAAUCAAUUUCCUGGCUACAAAAAUAUCGAGAAAUUGAGUUAAAUGAAAUUAAGCAAUUUAUUCAAUUACCAAUCGUGCAAAAAGGACUUCAUUCAUACGUUGAGGCAUUGAAAAAAAAGAAAAAUUAAUUAUAUUUUAAGACACAGAAGUGUUUUGCUUCUUUUCUUUACUUCUUUGCUUCUAAAUAUAGGAAUAGCUGGAGUAUGUAUUUAAAAAGAAAGAAUACCAAUACUAUGCAACUUGAUUAGGGUCUUUGAAAAAGCAGUGUUAAAGAGAGAAAGAGAAGUAUGAGUUUUAUCUACUACAUGUACAGGGUGAGUCAGCUAAUGUUAAUACUUUAAAUAUUUUUGUUAUUUUUAACGAUACGUCAAAUGUCUUAAGGAAAGAAUUAAAUGGUUCAAUAGAGCUCACACGAUGCUUAAAAUAUUUUUGUUUUUAUGUUAUAUUUUUUAUAAUAUAAUUACCAUUUUUU